CAUAAAUUAUUUAAUUCAUGAUGUAUUGCAAAUGCUACGCUCAAACACUGCAUCCUUAAUGUUGCAUUACUACUCUUUCCUGAAAUUAGGUGAUGUCAUCCUUUCAUCUUUCAACCUUACAGCCUUUUAUCAUCAUUUUUCAUGCUCUUGCAGUUGAACACCAACAUCGCGUGAAUGUCUGAAUUUAUAGAUACGUGUGUAAUGCGACACACUUUUUUUUUCUUUGUUGUGACGUAAACCCCUCAGUGCUGGAGCCUGGAGUGAUGAAGAUGGUUCUCAUCAAAGAAUACCGCAUAGUGUUGCCAGUCUCCGUGCAAGAGUAUCAGGUAGGACAGUUGUACUCUGUGGCUAUGGCCAGCAAGCAUGAGACGGGAGGAGGAGAAGGCAUAGAGAUACUGAAGAAUGAACCCUAUGAGGAGGAUGGAGAGAAGGGACAAUACACACAUAAAGUAUACUAUCUAAAGAGUAAAGUCCCAAGCUAUGUGAAGCUUAUUGCACCAGAGGGAGGAUUAGUCUUUCAUGAAAGGGCUUGGAAUGCCUACCCAUACUGUCGCACAAUUGUGACGAAUGAGUACAUGAAGGACAACUUUAUGAUAAAAAUUGAGACAUGGCACAAACCUGAGAUGGGAACAGUAAACAAUGUACACAAUCUGGAAGAGAACCUGUGGGAUACUGUGCAGGUGGUGCCCAUAGAUAUAGCAAACAAAGGAGAAGUAGCUCCUGGAGACUACAAGCCGGAUGAAGAUCCUGCUCUCUUCCACUCAGUCAAGACGGACAGAGGACCUCUCGGCCCUCAGUGGAAGAAUGAUCUGGCAAAGAGAAACUGUCCUCACAUAUGCUCAUACAAACUGGUCACUGUCAAGUUCAAAUGGUGGGGUCUGCAGACCAAAGUGGAAAAUCUGAUCCAUAGGCAAGCGAAGCGCUUUUUCACCAACUUCCACCGGCAGCUGUUCUGCUGUAUUGACAAAUGGGUGGAUUUGACCAUGGAGGACAUCAGACGGAUGGAAGAGGAGACUUGCAGAGAGCUCGGGGAGAUGCUUCAGACGGGAGAUGUGCGAGGCACCUAUGCAACAGACGAUUAGAGGCCAAUCACUGCUGUUGAGGUGCAGUACUGUUGGCCGAAAAGAACAAACAACAAGAUGGCAUCAGCAAAAGUGAAAGCUGGGAGGAAGACCCACUUUUGGACUCACCAACAGAUGCAAUGUAUGCUUCUAAAGGUGAAAGAAUAAAAUGCAAGACACAGGGUGAGGACAGCGAAGCAGGUUCGGCGUACGGUGGAAACAUGUUAUUUUUAAAAAUUCUAUUGUGGUGUUUUUUUGGCGAGCUCUAGCAACCCUUUUUCCAAAGUCAAAAUCUUAAGCGACUACGUUUUCCCCUGGUUACUUUUGCAGGAACAACAACAAUAAACCCCGUAAGGAGGCAAUGUAGUGCACACAAUGUGGACACACUUUUCCAGAGGCUGGAGGCAGCAGUUCAGGGAGAAGGAGAUCAAAUGUUCUUAGUGUGCUUCCAUAUGAACUGAAGUGUGGUUCUGUACAUUGGACACUUUGCAGUAUUUGUUCCUUUGUCUGUGCUUAUAAACUAUAUACACAUACUUACUGACAUUUGUCUUACUGAGAUUGCACCGUACCUGUAAUUACAUUCUGUCAUUGCUGCAGUAUUUGGUGUUAUUGUACAACAAAUAUAUGGUUUUAUCAUUAUACCCUGAACCUUCCCCUUAAAUUCUGGUUCCCAACAGUGAAUGGAGAAAGAAACGUACACAUUGAUAUAUCAACUAUCUAACAAUGGCGUGGAAAACAACUGUUACAAUCCCAAUUACAUGUACAAAUCUGGGUGCUACAGAGAGCCAUGCUGGAUCGAAUUUGUGAUAUUACGAUUAGCAUGUACAUGAUCCAUCUCACAUCCGUGUCGCCGUUCCUGUUUGUUUUUCUGUGAUGUAAAGGUCAACAAGAAAGUGAUUCACUACGCACUAAUUUAUAGAGAGAU
Solea solea (common sole) is the source of this 1986-nucleotide messenger RNA. RefSeq names its product phosphatidylinositol transfer protein beta isoform-like. The coding region runs from base 264 to 1082 and encodes 272 amino acids. The transcript has 2 exons. Gene Ontology annotation, biological process: phospholipid transport. NCBI's taxonomy places the organism in Eukaryota, Metazoa, Chordata, Actinopteri, Pleuronectiformes, Soleidae. The record is from RefSeq and is a predicted model, not a curated record. Gene Ontology annotation, molecular function: phosphatidylinositol binding; phosphatidylinositol transfer activity; phosphatidylcholine intramembrane carrier activity. Gene Ontology annotation, cellular component: cytoplasm.